This is a messenger RNA of Exophiala xenobiotica, 2516 nucleotides long. RefSeq lists its product as uncharacterized. Gene Ontology annotation, cellular component: cytoplasm. The record is from RefSeq and is a predicted model, not a curated record. The transcript has a single exon. NCBI's taxonomy places the organism in Eukaryota, Fungi, Ascomycota, Eurotiomycetes, Chaetothyriales, Herpotrichiellaceae. Bases 148 to 1155 code for a protein of 335 amino acids.
ACAGCGCUUCGUAGUAUGAGAUUAAGCAGAGCUCCUUCAGUUUUCAACCGUUUCUCAAUCUGAUUACUCAUCCCUUCAGACAUCAGUCCAACUCCAGCCUUCCAAAGUUCCACUGCCUCCCCCAAAAGUUCGAAGCAAAAAGAGAAAAUGCUGAUCCUCAAAGAACGCGACGUCUUCAGCCUCCUGUCCAACUUGAGUGUCCCAGAAUGCCGACGUCUCCUCGACAGUCUGCACAACAGCCUUCGCGAAUACAGCCGGACAAAACAUGCCCCUCCAUCGGAGCGCACCAUCCACCAACCGGAGCGAGACGUGAUUGUCACGAAGCUCGGCAACACGACACUCUUCAUGCCGUCGUCGGUGACGACGUCAACGGGCGUCAAAGUCGUCACAAUCAGUCCGACGGGAGGCCUGAAAGGCGCCAUCAACCUGUUCGCGCCGGACGGCACGCUGCUAGGGGUCCUCAAUGCCGAGGAAGUCACGGCCUUCCGGACCUCGCUGGCCGUCAUGAUCCCUUUCGUGCGCUAUCCGCACCCCAAGACCAACAUGCUCGUCUUCGGCGCGGGCCGUCAAGCCGAGUGGCACGUCAAACUGGCUCUCCUGCUCGGUGAGGGCGCGGUCAAGCACGUCACCGUCGUGAACCGGAGCGCGCCACGGCGGAUGGAGCAGCUGUUCGCGACCCUCAAGCAGAAGUACCCGGACGUCACGCUCGACCUCCUCCUCAAGACCGACGGCGAGUACGACGCGAAACUCCAAGAAUCCAUCAAGGCGGCCGACAUCAUCUGCGGCUGCACGCCGUCGACCGUCCCGCACUUCCCGGCCUCGUACCUGGACCACAAGCCAAGGUACAUUUCACUGAUUGGGUCCUACAAGCCCGAGAUGCAGGAGGUCGACGCAGAGACGCUGCUCUCGGGCGAGUACAUCUACGUCGACACCGAGGAAGGGUGCCUAUCUGAAGCCGGAGAGCUGAUCAAGGCAAACGUGCAAGAACAUCAGUUGAUUGAACUCGGCGAGCUGCUGGGCGAUAAGCCAUUUGCACUCGACGGGAACCUCGUGUUCAAAUGCGUCGGCCUAGGCAUCAUGGACACUGUCAUGGCUGGGGAAUUGCUUCGGAUGGCCCAAGAAAAAGGCGUCGGAUUGGUCGUGGACGAUUUCUGAUCGAUCCCUGCUACCUGCGAGGAAACCAUGCAAAUGAGACAGCGACAGGGUGACUCGCCCACGCACAAGGACACAAGACUCAAUCGAAGAAAGCUCCUACGACAACAACAACAACAACAACAACAUCAUCAUCAUCAUCGAGAAUUUUUAUGUUGCUAUGCAUGUUACUGUCACCAAUUCGCUACCUACACACCAUCGCCAAAAGUGUAGUCAUUUGCCCAGCGCCUAUCCCAUGGCCGCGACUGAUCAACGAACCUGAGAUCCGUCCCCAAUCGAAUUCUGUCCUCCGGGUCAUGGUUGAUCGUGGAUGCAUGGAUCUAGAAAGGUCUGGUCAGCGGCGGUCAUGUCUGGUCAGAAAUCAAGAUACCUACAGCAUAAGCAUUAUGCAGCACGACAUCACCCGCCUCAUACUCCGUCAACAGCCACCGACGAUUGUACCGCUUUCCAAACUCUGCCGGCCCGUCCGCGAGAAGCCCGCCGCUCAUCAUAUUCUGGUUGAAUGCACUCUUUGCUUCUUGGUCGGUCAACCCGGACGCUCUUGCUUUCUUGGUGAACUGCUCUUCGAUCUCGGCACCGAGCGUAUGACCUCUCUCGAGGUAGAUCAGUCCGCCACCUUGUCUGGAGACGUCGCCCAUAGGUACCCAGGCAGUCACGGCGGUAUCCUCGCCAUGCCGCAGGAAGAUCUGGUCAUAAUGCACACCAAUGGCUUUGUUGCCGGGCGUGUUGUUCCGCAAGAGUGUCCGGCGAAUACCCAGAGUGUUCUCUCCCCAGCCAGUCAACUUCGCAAUGUAGUUUCGUAGGGCUGGGUGCUUGCAGAAGUCUUCCUUGUACCAAUCUUCGCUAUGUGCUUUGAGGGCCAGGUCCACAAACAAUUGAGCGACUUCCGGAUGAGGCCCAGUAGGGCGGCCAUUGGAAUCCGCGGAGCCUGCUCCAAUCCCAGGGAAAUCGAGCUUGUCCCUGGACGAAUCGAAAAUCCCAUCCACCGGCAUUGUUCCAGGUUUCAAGACGCCACUCGGCGACAGGAGUUUGAAGUAUUCUUCUCGGGCCUUGAGCACAUCCUCCCGGGGCAUCAGGCCCUUGAGAAAGACAUAGCCAUCUUCCUUGUACCGUCUACGGACCUCGUCAAUAGGCGUAUCCGCGGUUGUAGGUCUCAGUUCGGACCACUGAUCUGGAGAUAACUGUCCGUCGUUGACGAACAACUUUUCUCCUGGAGUCUGCUGGGGUUCAGGUGACUCUGCGUGAGGCAUCUUGGGGAAAUUCUGAAGUGACGAGACUUGCUGGGAGAUAGACGCUCAACUGUAGCGAGAUAAAUGGAAUGAAGCUUAAAACGCAAAAGCUCCCCUCCAUGUCAUCGAUCAUGU